AUGGCGCGAAAGCAUAAAAUAGCAGCGAUUGCAUUGUUGCUUAUAGUGCUAGUAGUCUGGACAUGCAUUGCAAUACUGAUCUCACUGAGAUCAGGCAGCAAAGAAAUGCAUGCAGAAGCGAAUUCAUGUGUGCAUAAAGCAAAUCUAGAUAGUUGCAAGUAUGAUGAUUUGAUACAAAAUGCAAAAAUAGAUGAUGCAAAUGCAAAACUAUUCAGUCUGUAUGGAAAUAGUGAAGAGAAGUGUAGUAUGGAAACGAAAGAAAACCCAAAGUGUAUCAUGGAUCAUCAAGAUGUGCCUGAAGAAGACUCUGGCUGUGAAUUAGAGAUACAAGCAUCAGAGAUGGCUUGGGAAGAUCGAUUGGUUUCACGAAAAGAUCGGCUGAUUUCGUUCAACACAAGAAAAGGUGUGUGCUUAGGAGAAUUUCUUUUUGUAAAACUGCGAAGUGUUAUCAAUCAGAUUCUUGAUGCAAAGCCAUCUGAAGAAAGGUGCAAGAUGUAUGGCAUUAGUUAUGAGCAAGGAGCUCUUGUUUGCCACUAUCUAAAGCAUCUACGGCUAUUUGUGCAGAAGCCCAUGAUUGCAUACGAUGAUUCAUUGAACUCAAUAGGAAUAUACGAUAUAUAUACUACAGCAAUCGAUUGCUUUACUGGGCAUAAGCUCACUCGAUAUCACAGUAAAAGCAAAUUGAAUAGUGCAGAAAAUGCAUACUCUGCAUACUUGCGAUCUUUUGUGGAUGAAAGAUUCGACCGAAUACUAGGAACAUACAAAAGCAAUCCAAAUACUGUGAUAACUCUUAGCAAUCACAUUAUCUAUGUAUUGCUUGAUUACAUACACAACUUCUAUACAGAUGCAAAAAAAACACUCAAUCUUCUACAGGCAAAAAUAGAUAUUGAAAAAAGAUGUACAAAGGGAGAAGCCCCAGGCGGAUUCGAACAAUCAAGAAACUAUUUAUACGAAGACAUCCUCGAAACUGUCAGGCCAAUUCACUUUGUCAACAACAAUGCAGAAAUAGUAAAGCCAAGCCUGCUUUCCUGA
Ordospora pajunii is the source of this 1032-nucleotide messenger RNA. RefSeq lists its product as uncharacterized. The transcript has a single exon. Lineage: Eukaryota; Fungi; Microsporidia; Ordosporidae. The record is from RefSeq and is a predicted model, not a curated record. Bases 1 to 1032 code for a protein of 343 amino acids.